AUGGCGCGCCUGGCGCUGCUGCCGGCAGGGCGAGUACAGGAUCACCUGGAGACUUCUGGUCCUCGCCGCUUGCGAUCACUGGAAGUUCUGCCUUGUGCUUUGCCCUGGGCCUUUACAGGAGUCGCUCCUCGCGCACCCCGCUCUCGCCCCCGAGUGCUGGGCGUUGGCGCAGACGCGAUGUGGGCAAGUGCGGAGGUGACCGAAGUAGCCCCUUGGGUUGUGGCUGCCGCUGCGCUGGUGUCACUGGUGGGUGCGAUUCAGGGCCUACGACGAGGUGCUUUGAAGAAGGAGUUGUUGGAGCUCAUCAGCACCACCCAACGUGGCAGUGACGAGUCCCAAAACGCGGAGGUUCAGAGACUGUUCACCGACCUGGAAGGCUUGAGCCCCAUCAGCGAGCCUUUGUCGAGUGAUGAGUUGCGUGGUGACUGGGAGCUCGUGUGGACGACCAGCGCUGCCAUCUUGGGACUGGGACGACCGGGCUUCUUAAAGCCCCUCGAGGAUCAGCCCAUCCUUCAGUUCCUGGACCCCCAGGCUGGAGUGGCUCGGAAUUUGGAGUUCACACCUCUAGGGUGCAAUCGGGUGGAUGCCAGCAUUGUGCCUUUGGGGCCGGGACAGCGAGAGGCUUUUGUAAGUCGUCUCGACGACUUCCUUCUCUUCAAGCAGGGCGCGGAAGAGAAGCCUGGAGGAAGUUACCUUCCUCAGGCGGAGGGUCUCGAGAAGACGACGGUGGGCGUCCGCUUCAAGACCUUCACGUUGUUUGGGCUCAUCCCUGUCCCAGCCCCCGAGAACGCCACGGGCAUCCUACAGGUGACCUACUUGGACGAUGACCUUCGUCUCAGCCGAGGAGAUCGCGGGAAUCUCUUUGUCUUGAAGAAAGUGAGUUCCGAGCUGAGUGCCUGA
Molecule: messenger RNA, 900 nt
Organism: Durusdinium trenchii
Lineage: Eukaryota; Dinophyceae; Suessiales; Symbiodiniaceae
Source: the annotation of a GenBank genome assembly